CGCCAUGACUCCUCUCUCCAUCUCUCCCCUUUCCUUGCUCUUCCUCCUUUCCAUUCUCAUACGCCCGCUCGUCGAUUUUGUUUCUAGACCGUGCGGGUGUAUGCUUCCUUGCCUCUCGGGAUAUUUUGAACAGUACACUGGAUGUUAGCGUGCGAAAUACCGACAGGGUGUCUAUAUUAUCUUCGAAUCUUUGUCUGCUCGAAAACCGUUCCUUUCUCAACGCCCCUUUCACUGAUCGAAUAAGCAAAAUGGCACCUUUCAAUGGCCCAGCAGACUCCGCUAUUGACAAACGAGACUUCGACAUGAAUCGUCCAUUACUGACUAGCCACGAUGUUGACGUGGAGACGGAUGACCGGGGCCUACAUUCACGACCGGUAUCUAGAAUUUCUGCACGGUGCUAUAGUGACGCUGAAGAUGGUCUCCUGAAUGACGUUGUCGAAGAAAUUGUCGAAAGGGAUCGUCGCAGGCUCGCGAAGGAAGUGGUACGGAUAUGUAGUUUUGCCUGGGGAGUUAUAACCUGCUUAGGGGCUGGCAGUAUCACUGCGUUCUCCCUCUAUGGGCCUUUGUUCCUUACCCGUCUCCAUUACACCCAGCUCCGAGUUAAUGCUGUCUCGAUUGCUGCCGGGGUUUCUAUGUACCUCCCCGUCUCAAUCUUCGGAUACCUGUGUGACCGGUAUAGCCCCUCGCCGCUGGCUUUAUUUGCUGGCACAGUUUUUGGAAUAGGCUACCUUUUAGCCGCAAUAGUUUAUAAAAAUGGACCACCACCCGAUACCGGUGGUAAUGGAUACCCUUUUUGGGUGAUGGUAGUGGCCUUCGUGUGUGUCGGGACCGCCACAAGCUGCAUGUACCUGGCCUCAGUCACAACUUGCGCUAAAAACUUUGGCAGGGGUAAACACAAAGGUAUUAUGCUUGCCAUCCCCAUAGCUGCUUUUGGUCUUAGUGGUAUGUGGCAGAGCCAAGUUGGGACGUAUUUUCUGUCUGAACGGUUGGAUGACGGCAGUCGUGGUGACGUUGACGUCUUCCGAUACUUUAUUUUCCUUGCGGUACUGCUUUUUAGCAUUGGUGUUGUUGGCGCUUUUGGAUUGCGGAUAGUGGAAGAGGACGAGGAGAAGUACAUCGAUGAGGCGGUUGAGGAACUCGAAAGGAGUGGCCUGUUGGGAGAGAGUGAGUUCUUCCGGUCGAGAAGCGAAGUGAGAGCUGCGUACGGAACAUUCUCGCAGUCGGAGGAUAUUGGCGAGGACGAGGAACGAACACUGGCCUUGACUCAGGCCGAGGAAGAACGGGAAGCAGCAAGACUCAAGAAGGAGAGAGAGGAGGAGGAGCGUAGGAAGAAAAACUGGCUUUUGAAUUGGGAAACGAAGGUGUUUCUCAAAGAUCAUACGAUGUGGUGGCUCGGUUUGGGCUUUUUCUUGGUCACUGGACCCGGAGAAGCAUACAUCAACAACCUGGGUACCGUGGUUGGAGCACUAAACCCGGAAUCAAAUUCUCCUAAUGCUCCUUCGCCAGCUGGCAAACCAUCCACACAUGUCACCACCAUUGCUCUGACUUCAACAAUUGCCCGACUCCUCACAGGAUCCCUCUCAGACUUCUUCGCACCCCCAGCAACCCAUCUCUUCCCGGGGAACUUGGCAACUGCACGCCCUAACCCAUCUCCCACCUCAAAGCAAUUCACCCUAUCCCGAUUAACAUUUCUUCUCCCAUCCGCACUGCUCCUCUCCCUGGGCUACUUACUCCUCGCAUCCCCCUUGCCUCUCCAGCGCCCUGAACUGUCUCAUAUAACUACCAGCCUAGUCGGUUUCGGCUACGGGAGCGCCUUCUCCCUUUGCCCCAUCAUCAUAUCUGUUGUCUGGGGUAUAGAGAACUUUGGAACGAAUUGGGGUAUCGUCGCCAUGUUUCCGGCGGCAGGGGCUGCCGUAUGGGGUGUCAUCUACUCCCGCGGCUACCAAGAUGCCACAGAUGGAGGCUACGGCUUUGCAGAUGGCCAGUGUCACGGCUGGAAAUGCUACGGGUACUGGGCUAUAGGAUGUACGCUGAGCGUAUGGGUAGCCAUGGCCGCCUGGUGUGUUGCCUGGAGAACUUGGGGACGCAGAGGCGUUUCUAUUUAGAUGAAUUAUAUUCACGUUUAUACAGCGCUCAACUUAUCAUCACCAGGAUCAACAUCGGAUAGAGGCGUUUAUUGGCUGUUUUUCAUUAAAUCCAUUAUAUUUCAACAAGCGUAUCCGGAAACCUAGGUCUUGUACGC
This is a messenger RNA of Aspergillus alliaceus, 2242 nucleotides long. Its product is annotated as MFS transporter. Bases 249 to 2105 code for a protein of 618 amino acids. The record is from RefSeq and is a predicted model, not a curated record. Gene Ontology annotation, cellular component: membrane. Gene Ontology annotation, biological process: transmembrane transport. Gene Ontology annotation, molecular function: transmembrane transporter activity. NCBI's taxonomy places the organism in Eukaryota, Fungi, Ascomycota, Eurotiomycetes, Eurotiales, Aspergillaceae. The transcript has 4 exons.